Molecule: messenger RNA, 858 nt
Organism: Adineta steineri
Lineage: Eukaryota; Metazoa; Rotifera; Eurotatoria; Adinetida; Adinetidae
Source: the annotation of a GenBank genome assembly
AUGGGCAUAAUAUCAUCAAUGUGUAAAUAUAAAAAACGAAAUAAUAAUGAUGUUAUCGUUCAUAAUAAUUAUACUCAAACUGUUAUAUCAACACCGAAUAUAUCAUCAAGUGAUAAAACUCAAUGUUCAACUAUAAGUCGUGAACCAACAAAUAAUUCAUUAUUUCGUCAUCAUUAUUAUUUUCCAAAUCGACGGCAGACAUAUUCAACAUCGACACAACAAUUACGAGAAUUCUCAGAUUUACCUCUUUUUUCAACACCAUUCUAUUUACCUUUUCAUAGCAAAAACAAUGCUUCUUAUCAAUGUUCUAAUCCAUAUAUUGCUCAAGCUUAUAAUUAUGUAGAUCAUUCUCAAACAACAGAUACGACUGAUUCAUUUGAAAGAACAUCAGAAUCUGAUAUUGUACAAGUUGUUGGUGCUGUUAAUAAUGAUCAUAUAGAACCUAAUCGAACAAUUACACGUGUUGAAUCAACAAUGACAACAGAUAUCAAUGAACAAUCUAUUAAGCAAAAUAUCAAUGAUGGAUCUCGUCUAAUAAAACGUUCUGUAUCAGCACCAAUUGAUAUGUUUUUAAUUGAUAUUUCAAAUGAACAUGUCCUUGUUGGUCAACCUGUUUCAAUGAAUAUUCGUCAUUUACUUUUAGAUACAUUAGAAAAUCAUCAUACAAAUUCAUCAACACCAAUUCGUGUUGAACCAUCGUCAACUACAACAUAUGCACAUGAAAAUCUUCUUAAUUAUAUUCCAUAUGUAUGUGAACGUUAUCCAAAUGUAACAGUUGAAGCGGAUCAACGAACUCGUAAUACACUUCAUAUUCGAGUACCAUCAGAAUUUUCUCAUUCUCUUAAUGCUAUAACAUGA